AUGGAGACGACUGUCCCCGUCUCCACUGCGUUCGGCCUCCUGCUGCUGCCUGUCCUUGCUGUGCUGGUGACGGCCCUGUGUCUACGCUGUCGUGAGCUGCCGGGUGAGUGCGGGGCUGCGGGUGGAACUGGGCGCUUGGACGCAGGCUCCUAUAACAGUGCUUCCUCAGACGGUAUGUACCCGAGCAGCAUGCAGAUCAAGCGGCCUUGUGAGUAUGAGCAGGGCUCCGCGUCUGAGCAAGUGUGUCCCUUUGCUGAGGCCUCUCUGAGGCUGCCGCCUCGGUCUGUGCCUUACACUCUGGCUCCCUGGCCGCCAUCAUCCCUGACCCCCGUGGCCAAUAUCAACCCGCCGGCCAGUGUCAACCCACCUGUUAGCUCCUACCUACCCCUGAGCCAGCCAGACCUGCUCCCUGUUCCGAGAUCUCCACAGCCCCCCGGGGCCUCCCACCGGACGCCAUCUUCCAGGCAGGACUCAGAUGGCGCCAACAGUAUAGCGAGCUACGAGAAUGAGGAGCUGCUCUGUGAGGACACGGAUGAAGAUGAGGAUGACUAUCCCGAGCGCUACCUAGUGGUGCUUCCGGACAGCGUCCCGGCCGCCACCCCCAACGUGCCCCCAGCUCCUGUGCCCAGCGAGCCUGGCCUCCGAGACAGUGCCUUCUCCAUGGAGUCUGGUGAGGACUAUGUGAACGUUCCCGAGAGCGGGGAGAGCGCUGAAGCGUCUCUGGAUGGCAGCCGGGAGUAUGUGAAUGUGUCCCAGGAGCUGCACCCUGUGACGAGGACUAAGCCUGCCACCCCGAGCCCUGAGGAUGAGGAGGACGGUGCCCCUGAUUACGAGAAUAUACAAGAUCUCAGUUGA
Elephantulus edwardii (Cape elephant shrew) is the source of this 855-nucleotide messenger RNA. It is a transcript of the gene LAT, whose product is annotated as linker for activation of T cells. Lineage: Eukaryota; Metazoa; Chordata; Mammalia; Macroscelidea; Macroscelididae. The transcript is spliced from 11 exons. Gene Ontology annotation, biological process: signal transduction. The record is from RefSeq and is a predicted model, not a curated record. Gene Ontology annotation, cellular component: membrane. Bases 1 to 855 code for a protein of 284 amino acids.